CUCCUCCUCUCCUCAACAUCUUCCUACUCCUCCUAGGGAUGUAUCAGCGUGCGGUGCACCUGUUUUAUCCACUAUCUGGGUCAUCAUCCAUCGCUGAAAUGCUGUGUUUUGGUCAUCAAUAGCUGUAAGAAAAGAUUUAAACGACCUAUUCGGUGGUGUCAGAAAGGCCUCGACUCUUGUCAUUUAGGCAGAGGAUGUGUUGAUUUUUUUGUUGUUCGGGGUGCAGCAGUGAGACAGCAUCUUUGCCGGGUGACACAUCAUUAUCAGCACGAGUGGACAAGCCCUGUAGGACAUCAUGUCGGAUAAAAGUGACCUAAAAGCAGAGCUGGAGCGCAAGAAGCAGCGCCUCGCCCAAAUCAGGCAGGAAAAAAAGAUAAAGGAGGAGGAGAGGAAGAAGAAAGAGGUAAGGAAAAAAUCAGAGAUCCAGCAGAAGAGAGAGUCCAUCCCAGAGGAUUCAGACCUGGACCGUAAGCGCCGCGAGACUGAGGCCCUGCUCCAGAGUAUCGGCAUCUCACCUGAGCCUUCACUAGUCCCGACCCCUCUGUCCCCCUCCAAAUCACUGAGUACCCCCAGUGAGACGGGAAGCCAGGAUUCAACUGAUGGAGGAGCGGUGGGCAGCUUUUACAAAUUGGAUUUUACAAAACGGUCAGGUUUCUCUAAAAACAAGUCCCAAGCACAGACUUCAAGGACGCUGCAGUGGGACACAGACCCGUCUGUGCUGCAGCUGCAGGCUGAUUCUGAGCUCGGGCGCAGGAUGCAGAGACUGGGAGCCUCGAAGAUCACACAGGUAGACUUCCUUCCCAAAGAGAUGGUCGCUUACUGCAAGGAGACACAAACGCCUCUCAACUCCCACCUGUCUGAAGAGGAGGAAGAGGAAGAUGAGGAGAUGAUGGAGGCGAAGCCAGGCCCCGAGUCGGAGCAACAGGAUGAAGAUGACAACAGGGAAAACAAAGAAGGCUCAGUUCUGAGAGAGCUGACGGAGGAGGAGAGGCAGCAGAUCCUGCACUCUUCAGACUUUCAGAGUUUCUUCGACUCCAGCAUCCGGGUGAUGGAGAGAGCUCUGGCCGAAGACGGAAACAUCUUCUUCGACUACAGCGGCCGGGACCUGGAGGAGAAGGAGGGAGACUUGGGUAGCGGCUCCAGUCUGUCCUUCAGCCGAGUUUUCUACGAUGAACACUGGUCCAAACAUCGCGUGAUCACCUGCCUCGACUGGUCCCCUCAGUAUCCAGAGCUGCUGGUCGCCUCUUACAACAAUAAUGAGGAUGCUCCUCAUGAACCGGAUGGUGUUGCUUUAGUAUGGAACAUGAAAUUUAAGAAGGCCACCCCCGAGUACAUCUAUCACUGUCAGUCUCCUGUAGUAUCUGUGGGCUUUGCCAAGUUUCAUCCCAACCUGGUGGUGGGGGGGACUUACUCUGGACAGAUCGUCCUGUGGGACAACCGCAGUCACCGCCGGACCCCCGUCCAGAGGACCCCUCUGUCUGCUGCUGCUCACACUGUAAGACAAACAAACUGUGGCUCAAAACACAUUUUGAUAUAUUAAGGUAUCGAUGUUUAUGUAUAUUUUGGACUGCGGGCCAAA
Molecule: messenger RNA, 1579 nt
Organism: Notothenia coriiceps (black rockcod)
Lineage: Eukaryota; Metazoa; Chordata; Actinopteri; Perciformes; Nototheniidae
Product: cytoplasmic dynein 1 intermediate chain 1
Exons: 13
Coding region: 296-1540 (414 amino acids)
Biological process (GO): transport along microtubule
Cellular component (GO): cytoplasmic dynein complex
Molecular function (GO): dynein heavy chain binding; dynein light chain binding
Source: RefSeq, a predicted model, not a curated record